AUGGCAGUGCUGAAAAGUGACUCUGCCGUGUGGAGUUUGGAGCAUGCUGAAGACUGGAGGCUGGCCUGCUUGCAGUUGCUGGUAUGGGGCAAAGGAUUUGGUGCUCUACUGGUGUUCUUGACAGCAGAUUGCUGCUGGUGUGGUCUACAGAAGAGGCUUGGGUGGCUGGUUUUCUGCUGCAAAGGCUGUGCAGAGGUGGUGCUCUCGGGUCUGCUAGAGUGGCCGUGGGCUGAUGUUGCUCGGAUGUUGAUGGUGCUGAUUCCACAGUUCCUUGGUUCCCUCACCAGUCUCACUUAUUUGAACCUUUCUUCUACGGGAUUUAUGGGCCCUAUUCCUCCUCAACUUGGGAGCUUGCUUUAUCUUGAUAUUGGCAGGAAUGAUUAUUUGUACAUUGCAAAUGAUGUAAAAUGGAUUUCUCAUUUCUCCUCAAUUGAAUUCCUUGACAUGACCUAUGUCAAUCUCAGUCGGGCAUCUAAUAAUUGGCUUCAGAUGAUGAACAUGCCCCCUUCCUUGUCCACGCUACACUUGUCUCUCUGUUUCCUCAGAUGGCUUUCUAGUCUCUCUUCUAUUGUUUCGCUUGAUCUGAGUUAUAACCGAAUUCCUGGUUUGCUUCCUCCCCUUCUACGAAACCUAACUACUCUUCGGUUCCUUAAUCUGGUUUAUAACCCAUUCAACUCUGCAAUACCAAAGUGGUUGUAUGACAUGACCAGCCUCCAAAUUCUUGAUCUUAAAUACAACAAUUUUCAAGGAUCAAUUUCACGUGCUUUUGCCAACCUUACAUCACUCACAGAACUUCAGUUGUCUUCCAAUUACUUUGAAGGACGAAUUCCAAGAUCCUUGGGAAAUCUUUGCAAUUUAAGAAUUUUAGGUUUGUCAUUGAACCAACUCAGUGGAGAUAUUUCUGAAUUUUUUGGAGAUCAUUCAUCUAAUUUGUGCAUCAAGGAAAUGCUAGAGUCCUUGAAUUUUGGGGCCAAUUCCUGUGUCUAUAAGGAAAUUAUCAUCCUUGAGGAGGUUAAAUUAUCUUCCAAUCUUUUCAAUGGGAGUAUUCAAGAAACUCUUGGAAGUCUCUCCAAAUUAGAAGGAGUGUUUAUCUCUAACAAUUCCUUUGAAGACACCGUUUCAGAAGUUCACUUUGCAAAUCUGACAAGACCAGAGUAUUUUGUAGCUGAUUCAAACCAGCUGACCUUGAAAAUAAGCCGCAAUUGGAUUCCUCCAUUUCAACUCCGUGAAAUAUCUAUGAGCUCAAGUGAUGGGGGACCUCAAUUAUUUCCUGCAUGGCUUCAAACAUAG
Messenger RNA from Malania oleifera, 1290 nucleotides. Its product is annotated as receptor-like protein EIX1. The transcript has 4 exons. NCBI's taxonomy places the organism in Eukaryota, Viridiplantae, Streptophyta, Magnoliopsida, Santalales, Ximeniaceae. Bases 1 to 1290 code for a protein of 429 amino acids. The record is from RefSeq and is a predicted model, not a curated record. Gene Ontology annotation, molecular function: protein binding.